CAAAAGUUUGGGGUCGCAUGAAAACGAGUAGAGAUGAUUUUUCUUUUUUAAGGCGUUAGAGGAAGCAGAAUACAAUGUUAAUCAUGGCUUCCAGUCCAACUGUCUUGAUUCGUUUGGUUGCUUCUGCAUAUUCUAUUGCUCAGAAAGCUGGGAUGAUAAUCAGAAAUGUGAUGGCUGGGGGCGACCUUGGAAUCGUGGAGAAGACAUCUUCAGUAGAUCUACAAACCAAAGCUGACCGACUGGCACAGAUAAGCAUAUGUUCUUCAUUGGCACGGAAAUUCCCCAAACUAACAAUAAUAGGAGAAGAGGAUCUGCCUGUUCAAGAGGUAGAUCAAGAUCUGAUUGAAGAUGGUCAGUGGGAGGAAAUUCUGAAGAAACCCUGCCCAACACAAUACAGUUCUAUCAAAGAGGAAGAUCUUGUUGUAUGGGUUGAUCCUGUGGAUGGUACCAAGGAAUACACUGAAGGUCUUCUGGACAAUGUAACAGUUCUUAUUGGAAUUGCUUAUGAAGGAAAAGCAAUAGCAGGAGUUAUUAACCAACCUUACUACAACUAUCAGGAAGGAACAGAUGCCGUGCUCGGAAGGACAAUCUGGGGAGUUUUAGGCUUGGGUGCUUUUGGGUUUCAGCUGAGUGAAGUGCCUGAUGGGAAACAUAUAAUUACCACAACUCGUUCUCAUUCCAACAAGUUGGUAAAUGAUUGCAUUUCUGCUAUGAAUCCUGAUGAAGUUCUCAGAGUGGGAGGAGCAGGAAAUAAGAUCAUUCAGCUGAUUGAAGGCAAGGCAUCUGCUUACGUAUUUGCUAGUCCUGGCUGUAAGAAGUGGGAUACUUGUGCUCCAGAAGUUAUUUUACAUGCUGUAGGAGGCAAAUUGACUGAUAUUCAUGGAAAUGCCCUUCAAUACCAUAAGGAAGUAAAGCAUAUGAAUUCUGCUGGUGUCCUUGCCACACUGAGGAAUUAUGACUACUAUGCAGGCUGUGUUCCAGAGACUGUUAAAAAUGCACUUGUACCAUGAAAGACAUAUUAUUUGCUUACCAGUGAAAAUUUUGAGAUUUAAUAUUCAAGUUAAUAAAUUUUUUAAAUUAUGAAAAUAGAUUUAGUUUUGUUUUUUAUCAUUAUUGAUUAAUGAUACUUUUUGUACAAUAAGAGCAGCAUAAAUAAUUAAUGAAUUCUGAUAAAUUUAUAGUUUUGAAAUAUAAAGCAUCAAUUUGAAGCUAGUAAACCAGAUCCAUGAAACAGUCAAAUUAGAAUCCUAGUGCUCACUUUUGAUUUGCUCAUGACAGUUUUGGCCUACAUUUGAUUAUUGUUUUCCCUUUUAGCAGUAGGGAUAAAAAUUAAAGGUUCAGUUUUGGGCACUGAUAAUAUACUGUCUGCAUUUAAUUUAGGACACAAAGCUUAGAUAUGACAGGAAUUUUAUUUUGUUGAAUGACCUUAUUUUUUAAAUUAUUGUGAUUUUAACCAUUAGUACUAUACAUGUUAUAUUGUUUAUAUUGAUGAAAUAAAACUUCUAUAAUAAAA
This is a messenger RNA of Gracilinanus agilis (Agile Gracile Mouse Opossum), 1513 nucleotides long. RefSeq names its product 3'(2'), 5'-bisphosphate nucleotidase 1 (gene BPNT1). The record is from RefSeq and is a predicted model, not a curated record. The transcript is spliced from 9 exons. Bases 75 to 1010 code for a protein of 311 amino acids. NCBI's taxonomy places the organism in Eukaryota, Metazoa, Chordata, Mammalia, Didelphimorphia, Didelphidae. Gene Ontology annotation, molecular function: 3'(2'),5'-bisphosphate nucleotidase activity. Gene Ontology annotation, biological process: phosphatidylinositol phosphate biosynthetic process.